Magnolia sinica is the source of this 2374-nucleotide messenger RNA. RefSeq names its product crossover junction endonuclease EME1B. Gene Ontology annotation, molecular function: DNA binding; nuclease activity. NCBI's taxonomy places the organism in Eukaryota, Viridiplantae, Streptophyta, Magnoliopsida, Magnoliales, Magnoliaceae. Bases 53 to 1918 code for a protein of 621 amino acids. Gene Ontology annotation, cellular component: nucleus; Holliday junction resolvase complex. Gene Ontology annotation, biological process: DNA repair. The transcript has 12 exons. The record is from RefSeq and is a predicted model, not a curated record.
CAAUACGCUUUGCAUCGCUGGUUCCGGGGUCCCAGCCAAGUCGCGCCCCCAGAUGCGUGCGCCCAAAUCUCCCGCGGGAGCUGCAUUUUUCAAAGCUCUGAAACCGAGACUGCAAACAACUAACUUAUCGCAUCUGCCAUCUCUCCUUCUUAUGGCUGAGCCGCUCGCUGUAGAAAUCCCUUCAGAUGACGAAGACGUUUCAUGUCCCUCGCAAUUACAGAAGAAGAAGAGGAAGAAUUCCAUAAGAACGCCUCUUCUCAUUCUCGAUGACGAUGAUUCCACUCCCUCCAAACCCACUCCAUCCUUCAGCCCUUCUUUCGUCCCCGAAACUCCUUUUUCCAAUCCGUUCCAAGAAGAUGCUUCCAUCGUCAAAUGCACUGCUUCUGAUCCAAGAACCCGUCUAGCAUCGGCCAAGAAAUUCUCUGGAUUUGCUGGUUUAAUAUGUUUGGAGUCUGAUAAUGAGUUUGAAUGUCAUUCUCCAUGUCAAAGUUCAAAGGAAAAUGAAACUAGGAUCUCUAAUUUUGGUCGGGCAGAGCACUCAAAAAAGAGUGUCAUGGAAUCAAGUUCCAUUCCUGAAAGUGCUGAAGGCAACAAUACUGGAUUGUGUUUCCCUACAGAAGGGGUCUUGGCAGGUCCGAGUAGCACCCAUUCCCCGCGAAGAACCACCAACAUCAUCCAGAUUGUUGGAGACAGCCCGAGGUGCAGUGACCACUCUUCUGAAGAUGCUGUUCCUCAGGUACAUUAUGAUCAUAACAAGGAAAAUGCCAUAUUGGAGCAAGUAGGUGAUGCCAUAAAGCAGAAAGAUAAGAGGGUGGCAGUUAAUGCAGAGAAGAAAAGACGCAGGGAUGAGGAAGUGGCAAGAAAACAACAAUUGAAAGAAGAAAGGAAAUUGAAGCGGGAGCAAGAGAAGUUGCAAAAAGAAACUUUAAAGGCUGAAGCAGCUGAGAUGAGAAAAUUACAGAAGGAAAAGGAAAAGUGGGAAAAGGGGAAGUUUGCAGUAAAAUCUGUAGUUGCUGAGAUUGAUACUAAAGUAGUUGAAAUAGGAUCGAUAGGAGUUUUACAUUCUUCAGGACAUCUACUUUCUAGGCUUGCUGAAAAGGGACUCACUUUCCGUGUAACUUCAAAUCCUAUUGAAAGUUCAAUUUUGUGGAAAAUGAGUGUUCCCGACCAAAUUUCUCAGCUUACUUUGAAGGGAUCAGAAGUUCCAUAUGUAUUGCUUGUAUAUGAGGCAGAAGAGUUCUGUAAUCUCAUCCUUAAUGAAUCUCUCAUAGAUCAUGUUCGUAAAGUUCAACGUCAGUUUCCAUCUUACACUAUUUGUUACGUCACAAAUAGGUUAAUGGCCUAUAUAAAUAAAAGGGAGCAAGUGCAGUACAAAAACCCAAUGAGUGUUAAUGGUUGGAGGCGUCCACCGGUUGAGGAGGUGCUGUCAAAGUUAACCACUCAUUUUGAGAGUGUACAUUCAAGGCAAUGCAUAGAUGAAGCUGAAUUAGCUGAGCAUGUAGUUGGAUUAACUUGUAGCCUAGCCACUUGCCAAUUUAGGAAGAAGCUGACACGCUUAUCUGUAAAUGCUAAUGGAUCCCUUAUUCCAAAGGAUUUCAUUGACAAGCAUCUAAUAAAAAAGAGUGUGUGGUUGAAAGCAUUAAUUGCCAUCCCAAAAGUGCAACCGAGAUUCGCCAUUGCCAUCUGGAAGAAAUAUCCGACCAUGAGAUCCCUUUUAAAUGCAUAUAUGGACCCAAGCAAAUCAGUGCAUGAGAAAGAAUUCCUGCUCAAGGACUUGAUGACUGAGGGGCCGCUAGGUAGGGAGGAUAGGCGAGUGGGUGAAGUCUGUUCCAAGAGAGUGUACAGAAUACUCAUGGCUCAGAACGGAAACAUGAAAACUGAUGAUGUUGAGGAUGGGGCGGACUUCUUUGGCUGCUAAAUGUCCUUAAUGGCACUUAACAUGUAAUUUAUGAUCACAAUCAAACCAAAGCUACUGCUGAGCCGGGUACAUCAAGUGGCUUACAUUGUUCAAUACAUGUCCACUUCUGUAAUAUAGUUAAUUACCUGGAAGGUACUAAACCACCAUACUUGAAUUGAUUGAAUCGAGCCAAUGAAGCAGAUGACAGAUACAUUGAGUGGGUUGCAUCGUUCAAUACAUGUCCACCUCUGUAACAUAGUUACUUACCUGGAAAUUACUAAACCAUUGUUCUUGAAUUGAGUCUAUGAAGCAGAUGACGGGUAAAUUGAGUGGCUUGAAUCAUUCAAUACAUGCCCACCUCUGUAAUAUAGUUAAUUACCGGGAAGCUAGUAAACCAUUGUGCUUGAAUUGAUUGAAUUGAGUCUAUGAAGCAGAUGACAAUAAUGAUAAUAUGGAUUGAGAUUUUCAAAGGGGCUA